AUGGCAACCGACUCAAUGGAAGCUAUGCAACAAGUUGAAGGCGACCUCGAGAAGCUGAAGCUCGACACCCGAAAGGCCCGACGCUUCGAUAAGACUGCCGUUGACGAAUCUUUGAAGAGGGUCCACGAGCAAAAGCUGAAAGAGCUGAAGAUUAUCGCGGAGAAAGUGAAUGGCACUGUCAAGUGGUACUCCGUCCUUAGCCACUACGGCUUCAUUGGAAUUGAUGACAAAGAAGACGUCUUUGUGCAUCAGUCUUCGAUCCUGGAAUCCCGAACCAAUCGACUUUCGUUGCGAACAUUGGACAAUGGAGAGAAGGUGCAAUUCGACAUUGUUGAGGGAGAAAAGGGACGCGAAGCUGUGAACGUUACCGGACCAGAUGGAACGCCUGUUAUUGGAUCCCGCUUCCAAUGGUUGCAAAUGCCUUGGCUCCGAAACGCAUUCUUUGAACAUCGCGGUUCGCUUCGGGGAAAGGAUCAAAAGAAGCCAGGCAAUCGUUCCGACAAGCGCAACGAUAACAACGGUGUUCGCAGCAAGAAGAACAAUGAAGCCAGCGGUGACAACAAGGACGAGAAGAAGCCUAGACGCCGAAACAACAGCGCUCGACGCAACAGACGCAACCAAAAGGACAAGGUUGUUGGUUCGGGUCGCCGCCGCCGCCGCACGGAGGGAGACGAGACCGGCAACGACUCCUCGACCUCAAAGGAAGACGCCAACGGUGCUGUUGCUGGAGGAGAUGCGGUCCAAACCAACAAGAAGGAC
This is a messenger RNA of Mesorhabditis belari, 759 nucleotides long. The record is from the annotation of a GenBank genome assembly. Lineage: Eukaryota; Metazoa; Nematoda; Chromadorea; Rhabditida; Rhabditidae.